Molecule: messenger RNA, 1230 nt
Organism: Alternaria rosae
Lineage: Eukaryota; Fungi; Ascomycota; Dothideomycetes; Pleosporales; Pleosporaceae
Exons: 1
Coding region: 201-986 (261 amino acids)
Source: RefSeq, a predicted model, not a curated record
CAACUGAUACUCCUGCCAGAUUUGAUGUCCUUACUCCCCUUCGCUGUGACGUCACGUCCACACUCGCUCUUUCCCCUCGCGGUGUAUCUCUAGGCCCGCCAAGCCGUAGAGCAAACGGACUGGUCCACUUCUCAUAUCUCUUCAGCUCCGCUCAUUACCUCUACUCACACCGUUCACACCCACUGUCGUUAACACUGAGUAUGCGUUUCGCACCUCCGGGAUCACUCGCCGCCGGCUGUUCAGCACCCCCGUCGGCUCCAAUUCGCCUACUAGCGCUACCGAGAGAGCUCUGCGACAUCAUCUAUGAGUACGCUCUCACCGAGAACGAGGGUCUCGUCAUGGUCGAGCGUCACAGGCCUAAUGACACAGGUCCGAAAAGCUUUAAAGGCUGCCGACCGUCAGAGCCCAGCGUCGAGUCUAAUCGGCUCAAAUACGUCUGUCGACAACUGUACCAGGAAACCAAGGGCCUCAAACUGGGACUGAACGAUCUCACUAUCCACUCUGAACGAGAGGUUGAGAACUUCGCUGCCUUCCUUCACACCUGUUCGGUCGAUCAAGAGCAAUGUAUCCGGGAAGUCACACUGUGUUCUCGUGCUUUGACGCGGGAUUUGUGGGAGCCGGCUAUCGACAUUCUAGAACCAUACGACGCCUCUCACCCCAAGAUGAAGUUCAAUUUAUACCUCAGUGCCAUCGACCUGGGCUUGCGUGGCAGCGAGUGGAUUUGCGAAGCCGGGCUCAUACUGUAUGAGAAGCAUGGCCACGUGAAUCAUGCGUUGGUCCCUCCUGAUCUGUGCCAAUUGAUCCCUUUGUCCACCCUCCAGGAUCGACCCCAACAGAUUCCGGACAACAUUCGUAUGUUUCCUGGUAAAGGGCCCGGCUACAUCGUCAAGCCCGUGUUCACCAACAAAGAUAUGUCAACGUGGGGUUUGGCGCAGGUCAGGCUCUCUCAGGAAGGGCUUGAAAGGUGGCAACUCGAGGGCUUCUAGAGGAUCGAGGUUAGGUUGUAGAGGUGCCAAUUUGGGAUUGGAGGAGAGUCGACUCUGAUGUUGUCGUCAAAGCCCGAUCCCUUAUUGGUAUGUCUCCCGGAAGACCAUUGGAAUUAUGCAAUCAUUUGCUGACUAAACAGACCUAGGUGAAAAUCUCAAGAGCCCGGGACUUGCGCUGUGGGUUACAACUAUGGAUUGAAUCGGGGUUUCGCAACGAAACGAGGUGGAUCGACUAUCUGGGAAG